AUGAUAGGUUGGUGCAAGUCUCUGUGCAAGGACCCCAAAAACAAGAAAAAGGACAAGAAAGAUAAACAUGGAGGUAAAGAGGAUUCAAAGGGAAAACAUAAGGUUAAGAAUGUAUACACCUAUUCUAUGACAGGUCAAGGCAAGAAGAAUGUUGAAUAGGAUUCAGCAUCAAUAUUUGAACUUAUAGAAGAAAAUACAUUAGUCAGAUUCUUUGGAGUAUACGAUGGUCAUGGAGAUUUCGGUAAAGAGGCUUCCUGGCUAGCUAACCUUGAAAUCGAACAAUUUGUGAGGAAAAACAUCAAGAAAAUACUGAAAUUCAGAGAUUAGAAGGACUACAAAGAAAGAGUUAAGAAAAUGUUCAAAUAAUGCUAUGCUGAUGUACAAGCUAAAUUUAAUAAAAAUAGUGGAACUACUGGAGUUUCGAUUCUUUAAAUAGAUUAAGAACUCUUUAUUAUGAAUGUUGGAGAUUCAAGAGCUAUUAUGUGCAACGUUGAAGGAGGUGAAAUCUCAGCUAUGGAAUUAAGUACAGAUCACAAACCAUUCAACCCAAUUGAGAAGGAACGUAUUGAGAAAUAAGGCGGUGAAAUUAUGCCUAAGGAAGGUACUAGUGGACCUUUAAGAGUUUGGAAGAAAGACGAGGAGUCUCCUGGUCUUGCCGUCACAAGAACACUAGGAGAUUUACUUGGACAUAAAAUUGGUAUUUCAAGUGAGCCAGAUAUCGAAUACUGGAAAGUCAUGAAUGAUGACUAUUUUAUUGUAAUUGCUUCAGAUGGAGUUUGGGAUGUUUUGAACUCAGCAGAGACAGUUGGCUUUAUUAUAAGAGAGACUGAUGAUAUGAAAAAAGCAGCAAUAUAACUAGUUCAAGCAGCUCGCUCUAUUUGGGAGUACUAGAAUUCUCUCAGAAGACAACAACAUAUGAAAAACAUGUUUGGUAAAGCAAUACCUUUGAGAGCAAAUCAAACAGAGAAACCAGGAGCUAUUGAUGAUAUCACAGCUAUUAUUAUUGUUAUGAAUCCCAAAAUAGAUAAACAAUCCUUGCAGAAUCAGUGA
Molecule: messenger RNA, 1050 nt
Organism: Stylonychia lemnae
Lineage: Eukaryota; Ciliophora; Spirotrichea; Sporadotrichida; Oxytrichidae
Source: the annotation of a GenBank genome assembly